UUUACUCCUCCACCAUUACUCUUCAGAGCUUACAUUUCCCCAAUAAUGGCGACCAUCUCCCUCUCUUACUUUCUCCCUCUCCUCCUCACUUUCCUUUCCCUCUCCUCUCUCACCGCCGCAACAUACCCGGGCAGCGGCCUCAUCAUGACCCUCGUCAACAACUGCCCCUACCCGAUCUGGCCCGCCAUCCAACCCAACGCCGGCCAUCCCGUCCCUGAACGCGGAGGCUUCUACCUCCCCUCCCUCUCCCACCGCUCCUUCCCUGCUCCCUACCAACACUGGUCCGGCCGCGUUUGGGCUCGAACCGGCUGCGUCGGUAGCCACAACCACUUAACCUGCGAAACCGGCGACUGCGGCGGUAAAUUAGAAUGUAACGGCGCCGGCGGUAAAACCCCCGCCACACUCGCGCAGUUCAGCCUCCACCACGGCCACAAAGACUUCUCCUCUUACGGCGUUAGCCUCGUCGACGGCUUCAAUAUCCCCUUAACCGUAACCCCACACGAAGGCCAAGGCGUGUGUCCGGUCGUGGGCUGUAAAACCAACCUCCUCCAGACCUGCCCACGCGAGCUUCAAGUACACUCGCCGCGCCGUUACGGCGGAGUCAUAGCUUGUAAGAGCGGGUGUGAAGCGUUUAAUAACGACGCGCUUUGCUGUAGAGGGCAUUAUAAUAGCCCACAGACUUGCAAAGCGUCGUCGUUUUCUCUUUUCUUUAAACACGCUUGUCCUUCUACUUUUACUUAUGCUCAUGAUACUCCUUCGCUUAUGCAUGAGUGUGCUGCGCCACGUGAGCUUAAAGUUAUUUUCUGCCACUAAUAUAGCUGACGUGGAUAUGCCACGUAUGUGAUUCUGGGUGUAACUUUGUUGACGUGUCGUGUUUUUUGUUGUAUGUUAUGUAGAUUUUUCUAGUGGGUUUGAAAAUUUCAGAUGCCUUUUCUAUGCUUAAAAAUAUGUACUAUCUAUCCGUUACUUUUAAUUAAAAUAAAGUGAAUAAAACUAUUGUUUUCUUUAUUAUUAA
Molecule: messenger RNA, 1015 nt
Organism: Cucumis melo (muskmelon)
Lineage: Eukaryota; Viridiplantae; Streptophyta; Magnoliopsida; Cucurbitales; Cucurbitaceae
Product: osmotin-like protein
Exons: 1
Coding region: 46-813 (255 amino acids)
Biological process (GO): defense response
Cellular component (GO): extracellular region
Source: RefSeq, a predicted model, not a curated record